This is a messenger RNA of Mitosporidium daphniae, 2307 nucleotides long. RefSeq lists its product as uncharacterized. Lineage: Eukaryota; Fungi; Microsporidia. Bases 1 to 2307 code for a protein of 768 amino acids. The record is from RefSeq and is a predicted model, not a curated record. The transcript is spliced from 9 exons. Gene Ontology annotation, biological process: trehalose biosynthetic process. Gene Ontology annotation, molecular function: catalytic activity. Gene Ontology annotation, cellular component: alpha,alpha-trehalose-phosphate synthase complex (UDP-forming); cytosol.
AUGCAUAAAGUUCUUGAAAGGGCCACUUUUCUUUUCUACGCCAUCGCAUCGUAUUUGAUGACCCAUACACAGAACAUUUUCGUUGCCACUCACCAGCUUCCAUGGGUGGUUGUGGUCCAGUCUGAAGAUCCGUUAGAAUUUGUGAUCAAGAAGAGCGACGAGUCAAGUGGCCUAUAUUCGGGAUUGCAUUCACUGUCUAAGACCAAGGAUUUGAUAUUUGUUGGCACGCUGGGAAAUCUCCCGGCAACCCUAUCUAGCUCAAAUCUUGAGCACAUCAAAGCAAAGCUGCUUGAGCCUCCUUAUAAUUCGAUUGCCAUUUUGGCACCUCCAAAUAUCGUCGAGGGACAUGAAAUUUAUUCGACGUUGAUUUUGCGCCCUCUUUUGCAUUAUGUGAUCUCGAAUGCAAUUAUUGCUAAAUCUGAGGACGAAUAUUCUAGCUGGGAUUCGUUUGUCAAGCUGAAUGCUCUUUUUGCUGAAAGCAUCGCUUCUUUGAUUAAAAAGGAUGAUAUUGUCUGGGCGAUUGAUUACAAGCUUAUUUUGCUGCCAAAUCUGAUCCAUAACAUCAAUCGCGAUGCUGUUCUUGGAUACUUUCACUAUGCCCCGUUCCCCAGUUCCGAAAUAUUGAGAUGUGUUCCCCAAAGAAAGGACAUAAUGUCUGGGCUGCUUGGGACUACUCUCGUUGGAUUUCAACAUUAUUCAUAUGCAAGCCACUUUCUCAGCUGCUGUACUCGUCUUUUGGGGUUAGAAACCUUUCCCACUGGAGUCAAUUUUAACGACCGCACAAUUUCGGUUGGCAUCUUCCCUACGGGAGUCAAUGUUGAGGAGAUAGCGUCACUUCGAGACUCUUCUGCUGUGCAGGAAAAUAUGAAAACCCUUAGAGACUCUUUUUGCACAAAAAAGAUCAUCAUUGGCCACGAGCGGCCAUCUCAAAUCAAUGGGGUGUGGCACAAGCUUUGCUCUUUUGAAAAAUUCAUUGAAAAGUACCCGGACUUGGCAAAAAAUACGAUUUUGAUUCAAAUUACAUCGAAAAACACGCUUUCCGAGUCCUCAAAAACCGAAGACAAAACAUUCGAAUUUGUUUCCAAGAUAAACGCAAAAUAUGGGUCCAUAGACCACCAGCCGAUUCAUUAUUUUACGCAUCUAUUUGAAAGAGAAAAUUUUUUGGCUGCUUUGGCAGAAGCGGAUGUUUGUGUGAUCACUUCUGAAAGAGAUUCUACCAAUAAUUUGGCAUUCGAAUAUGUGCUUUGCCAGAAGCAACGUCAAAGCCCACUAAUAAUCAGUGAGCUGAUUGGAAAUGCAGCCAAUUUUACCACGGCCCUGCAAGGUGUUGCAGAUAGUAUUUAUAAAGCCCUCACCAUGUCAACAAAGGAAAAGGCUUUUCGAUUUGAGCAAUUGUACAGAAAUGUCGUCACUUGCAAUAUCAAUGAUUGGGGAACUAUUUUCUUGAACGAAUUGCAAGAUCUUUCAGCUGCCAUCAGUUUUACCAAGACCAUUCACCUGGAAAGCUCUCUAAUUGUGGCAGAGUAUUGCAAGGCCAAGGAAUGUCUUUUACUGCUCGAUUAUGAUGGGACGCUGGUUGACAUACAACCUGUGCCAUCAGCAGCCACUCCUACUGCAAGAUUGCUGUCCGUUCUUGAGCGGUUAGCUGGUAACGAAAAAACUCAUAUUUUUUUGAUAUCUGGAAGAGAUCAGCAAACACUUGACGAAUGGCUGGGGCACAUUGCAAAUCUUGGAUUCAGUGCAGAGCAUGGGUGCUUUUUGAAGAUGCCAGGAGAGCUCUGGGUUAAUCAAUUGGAGGAAUUGGAUAUUUCGUGGAAGACCGAUAUCCUUUCGGUUUUCGAAUAUUAUACUGAAAGAACACCAGCACAAGCGAUCCUCGAUUACUUGGCAUUUUCGUCUGGCCGACCCGGAUUAUGGGUAACUUGGGAUGAUGUUGUAACGUUAAGAUCUUGGCAGGCCAAUGAAUGCCUAAAUCAUCUUGAAAGUCUUAUUGCUGGAAAGGGCGAGUUGGAAAUCCUGCCCGGGAAGAAAAAUUUAGAGGUGCGACCAAAGCUGGUCAACAAGGGCCAAGUUAUAUCUCGCCUAUGCCAAAUGUAUCCUGAAUCCGAUUUUAUCUUUUGUGUUGGAGACGAUAGAACGGAUGAGGAUAUGUUCAAGUGCUUGAAGAAACUUGGCAAACAUGCUUAUGAUUCUACAUUUUCGUGUACCGUUGGUGCCAAGCCGAAUUCAACGCAAGCAAAGUAUUUUCUACGUUCUCCAAACGAAGUCCUAAAUGUACUGCAACUGCUUGCCUUUCAACCAAACUAA